This is a messenger RNA of Gaeumannomyces tritici R3-111a-1, 1425 nucleotides long. RefSeq names its product NADH-cytochrome b5 reductase 2. Gene Ontology annotation, molecular function: cytochrome-b5 reductase activity, acting on NAD(P)H. The record is from RefSeq and is a predicted model, not a curated record. NCBI's taxonomy places the organism in Eukaryota, Fungi, Ascomycota, Sordariomycetes, Magnaporthales, Magnaporthaceae. The coding region runs from base 151 to 1236 and encodes 361 amino acids. The transcript is spliced from 2 exons. Gene Ontology annotation, biological process: ergosterol biosynthetic process.
CGACUGGAGCUCCCCCACGAGCACGCCAGCUCUUGGUUGGCUGGUGCGGUAAUCAUCGAGCCCGGCAUCGUCGGCCCAUCGCUAAACCCAACGCCUAACUCUCUUUCCCACCAUCUAGCGAGCUCCAUUGAGCUACGAGACACGCUCGCCAUGUUCGUCCGACCCAUCGCUCGGGCCUGCCAGCCCCUAAAGAAGCAGACUCUGCGCCGCUACGCCACAGACUCGACGCCGCCCCCGCCCCCGCCGCCUCCCCCGUCGGGCGGCAACGCCACGACGCCCGCCCUGGUGGCGGGCGCCAUCGGCUUUGCCGCGUUUGGCGGCUACUACCUCUUUGGCCGGGGCGGCAAUGGCAUGCCGGCGGCGUCUCCAGCGCAAAAGGCCGCCGCCGCCGCCGCCGCCGCCGCCGCCUCCCCGUCCUCGCAGGUCGGCGCCGGGGCCGCGGUCGGCGGGCCCAAGAAGGCGCUGACGGGCGGUGACCAGGGCUUCGUGUCGCUGCUGGUCGAGGACGUUGAGAUCGUCAACCACAACACCAAGCGCGUGCGCUUCAAGUUGCCCGAGAACGACAUGGUCUCGGGCAUGACGGUCGCGAGCGCGCUGCUGACGAAGUUCAAGCCGGCCGGCGCCGAGAAGCCUGUCAUCAGGCCGUACACGCCCAUCAGCGACGAGGACACCACGGGCUACAUGGACCUUCUCGUUAAAAAGUACGAGGGCGGCCCCAUGUCGACGCACAUCCACGAGCUCGUGCCCGGCCAGCGCCUCGACAUCAAGGGCCCGCUGCCCAAGUACGGCUGGACGGCCAACAAGCACCCGCACAUCGCGUGCAUCGCCGGCGGCACGGGCAUCACGCCCAUGUACCAGCUCAUGCGCGCCAUCUUCAAGAACCCGGACGACAAGACAAAGGUGACGCUCGUGGUCGGCAACAUCGCCGAGGAGGACAUACUACUCAAGCAGCAGCUCGCCGAGCUCGAGAACACGUACCCGCAGCGCUUCCGGGCCUUUUACGUGCUCGACAACCCGCCUAAGGGCUGGGCCGGUGGCAAGGGCUUCGUGACGCAGGAGCUGCUCAAGACGGUGCUGCCCGAGCCUAAGGAGGACAACAUCAAGGUGUUUGUGUGCGGGCCCCCGGGCAUGAUGAAGGCCGUGUCGGGCGCAAAGGUCAGCCCCAAGGACCAGGGCGAGGUCUCGGGCAUCCUCAAGGAGCUGGGCUACAGCAAGGACCAGGUCUACAAGUUUUGAGGGGCGCGGUUGGCAGAGAUUCGCGCAGCCUUGUAUAAAUAGAUCCAUAGAUGCGCCUUUCCCUUGCCGUGGCACGCGGAGACGUGCCGACAGGCGGGGAUUCGCACGUAGCCAUGAAUAUGAUUCAACGCAACGCCCCAACCUCAUGCGACGCGGGUCAGGAGUCGGUUGUGUGUGUGCAUAGUGUGG